Messenger RNA from Nerophis lumbriciformis (worm pipefish), 1062 nucleotides. Lineage: Eukaryota; Metazoa; Chordata; Actinopteri; Syngnathiformes; Syngnathidae. The record is from RefSeq and is a predicted model, not a curated record.
AUGGAGCAGGAAUGCCACAUCGUGAUCCUGAUGAGGGAUCCACUGCCUUUAGCAGCCUCAUCAAGCUCUUAUUUCUAUACCUCAAGCUCCUUUCCUUACAAGCUGCAGACUCAUGCGCGCCAUGUGGCCGUAGAAGACUUUGCGUGGAAAGCAGCACACCCCAACCGUGUUAUGUUCCCCAUCGGUAGCUGGAAACAACACUGGAUUGACUCGUCCGGUCGCUCGGCUCCAGUCCCGCCAGCCCGGGUGCAGGCAGGCAGGCGCAGAUCGGACGGAGUGGGCAAGUGGCGGCGCCUUUCCAUGUCGAAGUCGGUCCAGAUGCCAUUGUCCAACAUAACCGUGUCGAAGCCCUCAAUCUCCCGGGUACCCAGCAGCAUGGAGGGCAUCAACCAUGAGCUAGAGAAGGUCUUUAUCAAAGACCAUGGCGAGAAGGAGGAGUUAAAGUCACUUGAAGUUCCCGAUGGGCGCCGGGCGCCCUUUCCCCCCCAGCAACGCAGCAGCAGCAGCAGCUCAAGGGGCACUGAGAGCCAAAUUCCCCUAGGCCCUGGGAGGUCCAGCAGUUGCUCCAGUCUUUCACCCUGCCUUUCACCCGCCUGUCCAUCGGGAUCACACGACAGCAGUCCUUACUCCACGGAGGAUUUACUGGAUGAUCCCGAUAAAGACAGUGAAAGUAGCUCGCCGCUACCCAAAUUCGCCUCAUCACCCAAACCUAACAACAGCUACAUGUUCAAGCGAGAGCCACCUGAAGGUUGUGAGAAGAUAAAAGCCUUUGAGGAGAUGAGCUCCAGGCAGUCCACGGCAGCAUCUGCUCCCCUCUUCUCCUGUCCUGACAAAAACAAGGUAAACUUCAUUCCAACCGGCUCUGCAUUUUGCCCCGUUAAACUCCCGGGAUCCCUACACCUCACGUCAGCCGCACAGUCUGAAGAGAGUGAGGACGGGACAGGGCUUCAGGGGGUCCCUGCUCAAGCCUCUACAAGCACCACAACAGAUGAUCUUCCAGAGGAGCCUCGUUUACCCUCAGAGACUGCAGAAGUGCAAACAGACAGUCCAGCCAGCAGCUAG